GGUGUCAGCACAGUUGGGACUCGUAGAGACAGCAGUGGUCUGCAGGUGCAGGUCCUCCAUGACUUCACCCCAGGGUCCAGGGAGCUGGGUCUGAGGGAGGGGGAUGUGGUGACCAAUGUGGAGCAGGUGGACAGUGAGUGGUACCGCGGCUCCUGUAGAGGCUCCUCUGGCUUCUUCCCUGUCAGCUAUGUCAAAGUUAUGUCAAAUGCACCAACACCGACCAACGCAAAGAAGGCAAGACCCCCCCCUGCAACAGUCAGUGGACCAAGGUGUGUGGCGCGGUUCGACUUCGAGGGUGAGCAGAGUGACGAGCUAACCUUUUCUGAGGGAGACGUGAUUCAGCUAAAGGAGUACAUGGAAGAGGAGUGGGCGAGGGGACAGAUAGGGGCCCACACUGGAAUCUUCCCCAUCAACUUUGUGGAUAUCAUAGAAGAUCUUCCUCCUCUGCCACAACCACAACGACAGCAAUCAUUCCCCACCAAGAUGGCACUACCUGGCAUGGUUUCUUCAACCAAGACCCAAGAGGCUGCCAAACCCAUACAGUCUGGUUCGUCAGGAGUGGAGUGGGCCGUGGCUCUGUGACUUUGUAGGCCAGGCA
Oncorhynchus nerka (sockeye salmon) is the source of this 598-nucleotide messenger RNA. Its product is annotated as SH3 domain-containing protein 19-like. Gene Ontology annotation, molecular function: protein binding. The transcript is spliced from 5 exons. The record is from RefSeq and is a predicted model, not a curated record. The annotation marks the transcript as partial. NCBI's taxonomy places the organism in Eukaryota, Metazoa, Chordata, Actinopteri, Salmoniformes, Salmonidae.